CUAACACCAAAUCUCUUCCUGAAGCAAAUGCUUGAGAGGUAUCAGAAAUCAGAGACGGACAAUAACAAUGACAAAUUGAUGACCGAUGGGGUCACAAAAACAUGGGAUAAACUCAUGCUUCAGAAGCACUGCUGCGGGGUGCAAGGCCCCUCCGACUGGCAGGAGUACACGUCCGCCUUCCGCGUCAUGCACAGCGAUGCUGACUUCCCUUGGCCACGCAAUUGCUGUGUCAUGGAUGCCCGAGGGUUGCCUGUCAACCUUGAUGGCUGCAAGCUGGGAGUCCCUGGCUACUAUAACAGCAACGGUUGUUAUGAUGCUAUCUCCGGGCCAAUGAACACACAUGCCUGGGGUGUUGCCUGGUUUGGUUUUGCCAUCCUUUGCUGGACUUUUUGUGUCCUCCUUGGUACCAUGUUCUACUGGAGCAGAAUUGAAUACUGA
Eurypyga helias (sunbittern) is the source of this 438-nucleotide messenger RNA. It is a transcript of the gene UPK1B, whose product is annotated as uroplakin 1B. The annotation marks the transcript as partial. The record is from RefSeq and is a predicted model, not a curated record. Gene Ontology annotation, cellular component: membrane. NCBI's taxonomy places the organism in Eukaryota, Metazoa, Chordata, Aves, Eurypygiformes, Eurypygidae. The transcript is spliced from 4 exons.